AAUCUUUGCUGCUUUAGCCGCGCCGGCCCGGGUAGCGCCAGUGUGGGUACGUGAGCCCUACCUGCUCUCUGUAGGGAGGGCCUUGCUGUUCGUAGUUUGGACGGGAGGAACUGCCCCGCACACUUCCCUCCUUACUGGGUUUUUCUGAGAAAUUUAGGCACUUAAAGAGACAGAUAAACACCGAGACAUCCCCCCUUUCGAUUUAAAUGGGAGUUGGGCACCAAAGCACUUCUGAAAAUUGUUGCCCAGCUGCAUCUUCAGGUCCCUGAAAACCUGGCCAUUGAACAAAUAGCCUGUAAGGGAUUACAAAUAUGAAAAUAUCAGUGUAACUGGUUACAUGGCAAUACAAACACUUCUAUCUUGUCACAUAGCUGAGCAGUUUCACUAUAGCUGCACAUUUUGAUGUUAAUUAAGUGAACCCUUGGUUACUUUUUUGGCCUGUUUUUGGAGGCAGUUUAUGCAGCCCAUACCAUACAUAUAGGGAGUGAAAGCAAACCAUUUUGCCAAUGGCAUAUCAUAAUGAAAUACUAUAUCUAAUGCUAAACCAGGUAAGAUUUAUUGCCACUUUUCUAUGGAGAUGUGUCUGGAAGUUUUACGUCACUUACAUCAUGAAAAUAUUCAUAUCAGCAUCUUUAUGUACAAUGUUCGUACCGUAACACUAUUCAGUGUAGUCCUGAGUUCUACAAGUAAUGUUGUUAUAUAAAUUACUUCAUAAUUGCAGAUUUGUUUUAAAUUGGUGCUUAACUGUGUGUUGAGAAUGCAUUUUUAAAAAAAUGUUUUAUUUUUUAAAAGAAGUUUAUUCAUCAUGUUUCAAUUUUGAAGUAUGAUGAAUAGACUUCUUUAAAUGGCAACAUAAACUUUCAGUGGUGAUUAAGUUUAGCAGAAACAUCAAGGCAGCGUGCUUAUUGGUCACAUUGGGACAUAGUGCUAGAUUCAGGGACAGGGUGCAGUGAGGCAGCUCAUUCCUUUCAAGGGUUGCUAAAGUGGGGAAUGAGCAAUUCAGCUUCCCUCGUACACUCCCACCAAAUCUAGUCUCCUCUGCCCAUGCCCAAAAGUGAUGUAUCACCUUUCUUGUACCAAAAGCCUUGACUGCUUCCUUGACACAAACAAAAACCCGAGACAUCUCAGAUGCUUUCCUAAGUGCCAGAUGUUCCUUUCUCAGCUGCCCGAACCUCUAGCUUUCCCCUGACAUCUACAGUGCAGUUACUCAUUGUUAUAUGUGUUGGCAUUUUUAAAUUUGAGGAAAGCUGAAUAUAAAUAAAUAUAUUAAGCACAUCCUAGGGUGAUUGGAUUGGACUUUGGGUUGGGAGGGGAGAAUGUUGUGGAGGGUCCCUGAUGCAUAUUUUAGGGCAAAGGUACUGCAUAGGAAAAUGGAAGGUAGAUCUUCUAGUUAACGUUUGGCAAACACCUUUGGAAAGAACAUUUGAAAAAUAUCAAAUGUAACCGUUAUUUACUAUCUACUACACUAUACCAGAUACAUAGUUGUAUAUCAUUAUGUGCAUUUAUUUGAAUUGAGAAGACAUUUAAUACUUUGUUCAGAAAGAACGAAAGAUCACACAAUGGUAUCUUAAAACCAUUCACUGUGUAACCCUUUCCAGUCUUCCUCACAAUUAAAGGAUGUAUCUUAUCUUUGUAGUUGUGAUAAAACAAUUUACAUGAAUUUGAAGAUUUUUUUUUUUUAUCAUCACUGGUCCCUUUAUGGUGGCAACCAAUUUAUUAAUGAGAUUGUUAGAAUUAAGUCUUUGUGUAAAAUGCAAUUUCUAAUAGUUAAUUAACAUGUUAAAAUACAAUUAGCAACUGCACCAUUUAGCCAGUACAAACACCACCGUAACUCAUAACUUAGGGAUACAUCUUGUAAAAAGUUGCAUUGGGUUUUAGUAGCUUAUGCAAGUCCAUUCACUUUACUGUGAGCCAUAAUACUUAAAAAAAAAUCAAAAAUUAGUGUUUUGAAAAAUUUCUUACUGUUUUGAUGAAAUAUUCACAUUGGUGAGAAAUCCGGAGGAGAUAAUGUUUUUUCACACAAUACACCUAAUUAUGUGCUUCCUAAUGUCCCAUACAUUUUCUUAUGGUACUGUUGAAUAACUAUCAUAUACAACACAACCUGAAUUUUUUUGCAACCCUUUUCAUUUGGCUAUUUAAUUAGCAAUUAUGCAAAUUAAAUAUUUUUAAUAAAGAAAACAUUAAUUUGUUUAUUGCUGUUGUUUACCAGGAAGGCUAUUGCACUAUAAAGGAAAAUGUCUUUUUUUUCAAAAAUAUUACUGCAACCAGAAGUUGAAGAAUACCUUGGGAACGUGUUUAGAAAUAAGGAGCUCAUAAGUGCUUUAGGCACACUGGAAGCAGAGAGGAAAUAUGAAUCUCUAUUAAAUUGUCUAUCUCAUCCUCCAGCUUUCACAACUGUUAGAGUUAACACUCACUUGGCUUCAGUGAAACAAGUGAAAAAUCUGCUGUUUGAAGAGAUCCACAAGCAGUUUAAAGGUCUUAGUGUUCCAGUUCUUCAGCACCCAGAACUCCAGGACAUCUUACUUAUUCCUGUCAUUGGACCCAGGAAGGAUCUACAAAAGCAAUCAUCUGAAGUCAUUGUUGGAGCCCAGUGUGGGAAUUCAGUGCUACGAGGAGCGCAUGUCUUUGUUCCAGGAAUCGUAUCUGCUUCAAAAUUUAUGAAAGCUGGAGAUGUGGUCUCUGUAUACUCUGAUAUUGAAGGGAAGUGUAAAAGAGGCGCCAAAGAAUUUCUGGGAACCAAACUUUUUAUUGGAAAUGGGAUUUCAGAAUUGAGUCGCAGUGAAAUCUUCAGUUCAAGUGGCUCACUGAAAGGAAUAGGUGUAAGAAUGACAGACCCAGUCUACCUUAGUCCUUCGUUGGACAAUGUGCUGUCCAGUUAUUUGUUUUUGCAGAACUUGCCCUCUGCAGUUGUAAGCCAUGUUUUAAACCCUCAGCCAGGAGAGAGAAUUCUGGACAUGUGUGCUGCACCUGGGGGAAAAACAACUCAUCUUGCAACAUUAAUGCAUGACCAGGGUGAAGUGAUAGCCAUGGACAAGAUAGCUAACAAAGUCAAAAAAAUCAAGCAGAAUGCAGCAUUGUUGCAGCUGAAUUGUAUUAGAGCAUUUUGCUGUGAUGGAACUAAGGCACUUGCCAUCGGGAAGAGAGAAGAUGGACAAGAAGGCCCUCCAUUCUCAGCAGAGUCAUUUGAUCGAAUUCUUCUUGAUGUUCCUUGUAGUGGGAUGGGACAGAGACCAAAUAUGGCCUAUUCCUGGACUCUAAAAGAAGUGACUUCUUAUCAGCCAUUGCAACGCAAGCUUUUCAGCAUGGCAGUGAAAUUGCUAAAGCCAGGGGGCAUUUUGGUGUAUAGUACAUGUACAGUUACACUGUCUGAAAAUGAGGAGCAAGUUGCCUGGGCCCUGGAAACUUUUCCCUGCCUCCAGCUUCAGUCACAGGACCCACAUAUUGGAGGAGAAGGCAUGAGGGGAGCUGGACUGUCACUUGAUCAGCUGAAGCUGCUGCAGAGGUUUGAUCCAUCCAGUGUGACGUUACAUGGAAUGGAUGUGAACUCUUUGCAGGACUCUAGGGAAGAAGACCUGAUCUUGCUGGCAAAUAAAGACUGCAUAGGGUUUUUUAUUGCAAAAUUUAUUAAAUUGAACAGCAAAUAGACAUUUAGCAACACAACCUGAAAAAACCCCUUUCGAGUUAAGACUGGUCCAGCUGUUAACUGUUUCUUCUCAUGCAUUGUUGUCAAGCCAACAGGCUGAUGACAUGGUUGCUAUAGAAGCAGUAACAUCUCCCACUGUUCUACUGGGACAGAGCCACAGUUGCAGAAGGUGUUGAUUAACUUUUAAGUCUCCAUUAGUUUUUGUAUUUUUAGUAGGUCAGUGUGGCGGAAGGAAGAGUAAAUGGAUUCACAUUACUCCUUGUUGACUUAAUGUGUACAGUAUUGCACAUUAAGAUUACUGCUUGUUUUCUGUUUUAGCUUGUUGGUUUAAUGUAUGUAGUAUUGCAUAGGAAAAGGUUUUGCUAUGGGAAUUUAAAUUUUAUAAAAUGCAAAAAAAUCCAGAUUAAAUACAUUGAAAAAUAUAAAGUCAAAUUUUUUCAAGAAUGAUAGUUUCUAUGGGGAAUUUAGAAAUUACUGCAUCAUUAAAUAGUGAUGUGAAAUAGUCACAUUUCACAAAGCUGUUUCAUAAAUUAAUAAUUAUAACAUCUCAUCUCCUUUAUUUUACUAAAGCAAGAUUCUCUAUUCAUAUUAUAGACACACAGGCUUUGUAGAAUGUAUUUUACAGCAGCAUAUGUAUACUUCCCCUCUCACUUCAGGGAAUGAAAGAUACAGUGCUUCAAGCUCAAACUUGCCAUUUUUAAGCCUGGAUCAGUUCAGUAACAGCACAGCUGGACUGAUUGACCAGAGGCAGUUUUAAAGUCCAAUAUCACUUACACCAUGAGGGCUACAGUCUAAUAAUCUAUGCCAUUGGGAUGGUGAAAAUCUCAGCUUUUUCAUGGCACGUAGUAUCACAUUCCUGUCUCUACCUGGCAGAUUCUGUAAUUACAGGAUUGGAUCUCAUAAUCAUAGAAAUAUAGGGCUGGAAGGGACCUCAUGGUCAUCAAGUGCAGGUCCCUGUGUGGAGGCAGAACCAGUUAAACCUAGACCAUCCCUGAUAGGUGUUUGUCCAACUUGUUCUUAAAAACUGCCAGUGAUGGGACUUCAUAACAUUCCUUGAAAGCCUGUUCCAGUAUUUAACUAUCUUUAUAGCUAUUGGGGAAAACAUUCUAUCUACCUAGUCCCACUAUGUCUCCAUGUUCAUGGAAAGUACAAGAACAAUUGAACACCAUCCUCUUUCUAACAACCCUUCACAUAUUUUUAAGAGUGUUACCAGGUUCCCCCCUCAGUCGUCUUUUCUUAAGAUUAAACAGGCUGUUUUUUAAAAAAAUAUUUCCUCACAGGUCAGAUUCUCUAAACUGGUGGUCCUCAAACUUUUCAUGGUCACGGCCUUACCCCUGUCCCCCCCGGCACUGGGAGCGUGGCUGCAACUCGACUGGGGAUGCACAGGAAUAAGGGAGCUAGGGACAGGGCUAGGAGUGGAGCCCUGGCUAGGGGUCAAGGCUGGGGCCAGCAGCUAGGUGCAAAGCGAUUGCUGAGUCUGGGGUGGGACAGGGUAGCACUGUCUUUCUGCCCAUUGAGGCUGACCUGGGCCCUGCCAGGCUCUCCCCACCCCGCACAUUCCUCUGUUUGAAGUCCACAGUUUGAGGUCCAGUACACUAAACCUUUUGUUACUGUGGUUGCUAUUGUUUGGACUUUCUCCAAUUUAUCCAUGUCUUUCCUAAUGUUUGGCACCCACAAUUGGAUACAGUACUCCAGCUGAAGACCGACCACUAUGGAGUAGCACAGGACUGUUAUCUUCCAUAUCUUACAUAUGUUACUGUUAAUACAAGCCAAGAUAUUAUCCUUUUUCACAACUGCACCACAUUGUUGGUUCACAUUCAGUUCGUGAUCCACUAUAAUGCUCAGCUCCUUUUCAACAGGACCACCACCAACCCAAUUAUUCCUCAUUGUUUUUUCUCUUCCUUAAGUGAAGUACUUUGAUUUCUGACCAGUUCUACAAGAUAAUUUUGAAUUCUAAUCCUUUUCCCCAAAGUGCCUGCAACGUCUUCCUAUCUUGGUGUCAUCCGCAACUUUUGUAAGCAUACGCUCCACUCCAAGUCAUCAGUGACAUCAUGGUAACUUGCUGCUUUCUCUCCCCUGUCUCCUUUGAUGUGGUGGUUAAUAUAUCACAAACUGCUGGAGACUGAAAUCAGUGCUUAGUACUGUCUGAAAAAACGUUGUAAUCCACCUUGCAAGUGACUUAAACCCUAGCUGAUCAGGAGGCAUCAGGUCCUAACUGAGAAGGGAAUUAAAAAAGAUGGCAAUGAGAAUGGUUUACUUUAAUAAACCUGCAAAAAUGUAUACUAAUCCUGAAUGUCUACAGCUAUUUGGUGUACGCAGACAGUGUAAGGGCUUGCAGCUUCAUGUAGUCGUCCUCAUUUCCAAUACAAGGAAUAUUGCUGGAACUGGCAAUGUGUAGGAAUGAAAAUGGUGGGUGCCGUUCAAACCACCUAAAUUCAGGGAUUGAUGGGGGAGUUUUUUUUCCUUGUUUUUGAUUGACAACUUUAGUUUAAAACUAUUACUUACAAAAUGUUUGAAUAUUAAAGUAAAACUGUAUUUGGUUUGAGUGAACAGCAUGACUGGUAUUUCCUUCUGUAAAAGUCAAAUAGUUUUGAGUUCACGUCAAUCUGUUUUCUACCUGAGAUGCUACUGCUUGGUUUGCAAUUGAAACAACCUAAUAAAGGUUAUAUAAUUUUGUUA
Messenger RNA from Chelonia mydas (Green sea turtle), 6322 nucleotides. RefSeq names its product NOP2/Sun RNA methyltransferase 6 (gene NSUN6). NCBI's taxonomy places the organism in Eukaryota, Metazoa, Chordata, Testudines, Cheloniidae. The coding region runs from base 2235 to 3644 and encodes 469 amino acids. The transcript has 11 exons. The record is from RefSeq and is a predicted model, not a curated record. Gene Ontology annotation, biological process: RNA methylation. Gene Ontology annotation, molecular function: RNA binding; methyltransferase activity.